Messenger RNA from Bipolaris maydis ATCC 48331, 276 nucleotides. Lineage: Eukaryota; Fungi; Ascomycota; Dothideomycetes; Pleosporales; Pleosporaceae. The record is from RefSeq and is a predicted model, not a curated record.
AUGACUUCCCCAUACCCGCCCACUCCUCAAAUCUACCCUCAACAACAGUACCAAUCGAACCCAUACCCAAGCCCAGAUUCUCAGUGGCAGCAACACCCCCAAAUGAACUACGCCGCUCAACCAAUCCCCACUCAAAACGUACAAAUGCCCAGCGGAGAAACAGAAAAACAAGAUAAACCGUGCUGCUGUGCGCCUCGAGGCUGCUUCUGGACCUGGUUUGAUUGUAGGAUGAUAUGUGCGGAUUAUUGUCCGUCGUGUUGUUUUGCAUGUUGUUGA